Racocetra fulgida is the source of this 284-nucleotide messenger RNA. The record is from the annotation of a GenBank genome assembly. Lineage: Eukaryota; Fungi; Glomeromycota; Glomeromycetes; Diversisporales; Gigasporaceae.
AUGAGAUUGAAAAAAUUUAUCAAACAUAUUGGUUUGGCUCAUUAUAGUUAUGAUUAUUUAUAUGAGGCGAAACGAGUUUGGAAUAUGGUAAGAAAUGAUGGCACUCCCGACAAGAAGAAGUUUUUAGGUAUAACUUCUCAUGAUAUAAGAAUUUCUGAUGAUCAAUAUGUAGAUUAUUUUGGUCAAAAAAUUCAAGCUAAAGAUGUGCCUACACAUUAUCAGAAAUCUCCUAUUUUAUUUUAUUGUUAUACUCCAUAUAGGUGGUUAGAAAAGAAGAAAGAACA